AUGGAACAGAUUCAACAGAUUAGAGAUUUGGGUACUUCAUUAGGGUAUGAAGAUGAUGAGUUGAGAAGGUUUGUUAAAGAUCAGCAGGAUAGGGUCCGAGAUGAAAGGGCUGCUUUAAGGCAAGAACAGAAAGACGAACGAGAUAGAAAAGCAGCUAUAGAAAAAGUUUUGAUUGAGAAAGCUAAGGUUGAGAAUGAAUUGGAACUACAAAAGUUGACGUAUAGUCAGAAAAUGGAAGAGUUAAGUAAACAAGCUGAGUUACCACAAUUAGUAAGUACAGGGGGGUCACAUGAUACAGUUCGUGGACCUAAAAUUCCAGCUUUUGAAGAAGGUAAGGAUGAGAUAGAUAGUUAUCUUAGGAGAUUUGAGCGUUAUGCUACUGCUCAAAAGUGGAAACCUGAUAUUUGGGCCACUCAUCUUAGUGCGUUAUUGAAGGGCAAGGCUCUUGAUGUAUAUGCACUUAUGCCGGUUGAUAAAGCUCUUGAUUAUCCAGCUUUGAAAGAUGCUCUACUAAAAAGGUAUGAUAUGACUGAAGAAGGAUUUAAACGUAGAUUUAGAAGUUGUAGACCAGAGCCAGGUGAGACUUUUAUACAGUUUUCUGUUAGGUUAGAUAGCUAUUUUAAGCGUUGGAUUGAUAUGGCACAUACAGAUACUACUUCUAUAAGUUUGUAUGACUUGAUUAUACGGGAUCAGUUUCUACAUAUAUGUUCGAAGGACUUGUCUUUGUUUUUAAAAGAGAGAAUACCAGAUUCUUUAGAGAAAAUGGUAGCUUUAGCUGAUCAGUAUCGUGAGGCAAGACAAACAAGUGCUUCCAAUCUUAUAGAUAAAGGUAAUCAGUCAAACACAUCUUCAGUAAGAAACCAAAGUGGUUCGAAACCAGUUGAUUAUAGUACAAAGAAAGAACAGAGAAGUAUAAAACCAACAGAACGUACUUCAUUUGUACCUAAUAGGGACAGAAAGUGCUUUAGGUGUGGUAAGAAUGGACAUAUUGCAACGGAUUGUAGAGUUAAUCUACAAAAGACCAACAGUGGAUCGUCAGACGAUAGAAAGAAUUUUAAAGGUAAAGUAUGUAAUACCUGUACUAUACCUACAGAUUCUAUAGUAGAUGCUAUUCCUACUGGUUGUACAAGUACACUUCCGUUGUCUUGUCAGUCAACCGCAAAUGUAAGUAUGCCUGUAAGUUCAGGUUAUGUUGAUGGUAAACCAGUCACGGUUUUACGAGAUACUGGUUGCAGUGGUAUUGUGGUUAAACGUGAUAUGGUUGGCAAUGAGUCAUUAACGGGUGGAAAACAGGUAUGUAUUUUGGCAGAUGGAACCAGAGUUGAAGUGCCAAUAGCUAGAAUUGAUAUAGAUACACCAUAUUUACAGGGAGAAUUUGAAGGAUGGUGUAUGGCUAAUCCUGUGUAUGACUUGAUAAUUGGUAAUGUAGAGGACGCUAGAGAACCAGGAAAGCCUGAUCCUUUGUGGCAACAAACGGGAGCUGUUGAGACAAGAGAACAGGUAAGAAACAAAAGUAAGCCGUUUGUGCAACUGAAGGUAAAAGAUAUCAUCACAGAUGAGGUAAAUCCAAAUGUAAUCAAGAAAGCUCAACUAGAAGAUACAACGUUGGAUAAAAUAAGAAGGUAUGUAUUAACGGGUGAUACAGUUACACGGAAGAAUGGAAAAGUAAAGUGGAUUUUAAAAAGAGGUAUGAUAUACAGACAGUUUUCGUCGUCAAAACCUGAUAGGGUAAGUUGUACUCAGUUAGUAGUUCCGAAGUUUCAUCGCGAGACAGUGACGAGAGUAGCACAUGAGUCGAUUAUGUCAGGUCACAUGGGUACACAGCGUACACUUGAUAGAGUAUUAUCAGCUUUUUAUUGGCCAGGUGUUUCGGCGGAUGUUAAGCGAUUUUGUCAGUCUUGUGACAUAUGCCAGCGUACAGUUCCUAAAGGAAAAAUAGGUAAGGUACCUUUACAGUCUAUGCCGUUGAUAGAUGAGCCGUUUAAACGCGUAGCAGUUGAUCUCAUUGGACCUCUUUUUCCUAGAACAGACAGAGGUAGUAGAUAUAUACUGACUUUGGUAGAUUAUGCUACACGUUAUCCUGAAGCAAUAGCUUUGAAGGAUAUUGAGACAGAGAGUGUUGCUGAGGCAUUAGUAGAUAUAUUUUCUAGAGUAGGAGUUCCACAGGAAAUGUUAACUGAUAUGGGAAGUCAGUUUACAUCUAAGCUUAUGGCUGAGGUAAGUACACUCAUAUCGCUUAGACAGUUAACUACAACUGUUUAUCAUCCUAUGUGUAAUGGGUUAGUAGAGAGAUUCAAUGGAAGUCUAAAACUGAUGUUGAAGAGAAUGUGUCAUGAACGACCUAAAGAUUGGGACAGGUAUGUAAAUGCAUUACUGUUUGCAUACAGGGAAGUUCCACAGGAGAGUCUGAAGUUUUCGCCAUUUGAGCUCGUGUAUGGUAAACAGGUGAGGGGACCUAUGGCAAUAUUAAAGGAGCUAUGGACUAAAGAGAUAGACGAUCCUGAGGUAAAGUCUACAUAUCAGUACGUGAUAGAUUUAAGAGAGAGAUUAGAAGCUACCUGUGAGCUUGCUCGAAGUAAUUUGGCGUCUGCAUCAAAGAAGAAUAAGGUAUAUUAUGAUAAAUCGACCAAGCAAAGACAUAUGAAGGUAGGUGAAAAGGUUCUUGUGCUCUUACCUACGGAUAAGAAUAAACUGUUGAUGCAGUGGAAAGGUCCUUUUACUAUUACUGAGAAAUUUGGUAAGGUAGACUACAGAAUACAGAUGAAUGGGAAGAUUAAAACGUUCCAUGCAAACUUAUUGAAAAGGUAUGUGGAAAGGUGUGACGUAGAUGAUGAUUUAACAGUGGUAAGUUCUGCAGUGAUAGAUACUGAUAGUGACCAAGUGGAUGUUUAUGAUGAGAUUCAUGAAAUACCUUUUACUGAUUCAGGUGAGAAUGCUAGUCAUAUUGAUGUUAAUCCAGACUUGGAUGAAAAUCAGAUAUUACAGGUAAAGGAAUUGCUGUUUUCAUUUCCUGAAGUCUUUACUGAUUCUCCAGGAUGUACCGAUCUUCUGGAGCAUGACAUUAAAUUGUCCAGUGAAACGCCUAUAAGGAUGAAACCGUAUCCUAUUCCAUAUAGUAUGUUAGACACAGUAAAUGCUGAGGUUAGUAAAAUGUUAGACCUUGGAGUUAUAGAAGCAUCUACGAGUCCUUAUGCGUCACCGAUCGUCAUUGUUAAGAAGAAGGACAAUACAAACCGAUUUUGUAUUGAUUUUAGGUCGUUAAAUAGCCAGACUUUGUUUGACGCUGAACCGAUGGGGAAUGCAGAAGAGAUGUUUUCUAAGUUAGCAGGAUAUAAGUACUUUUCACGAAUCGAUUUAUCAAAAGGAUAUUGGCAGUUACCGUUAUCAGAGGAUGCCAAACCGAAAACCGCUUUUCAAACACCUAAAGGUUUGUUUCAGUUUCGUAGAAUGCCGUUUGGACUGGUCACUGCGCCAGCUUUUUUUUGCAGAUUAAUGAGAAUAUUGUUAAAAGGUAUGGAGAAUAUAGAUAAUUUCAUAGAUGAUAUAAUCAUCUUCACCUUGACAUUUGAGCAACAUUUAGAGGUACUGUAUGAACUUUUGGUCAGACUUAAAGGGGCAAAUCUUACAGCUAGACAUAGUAAGUGUUCCAUAGGUUAUGGUAGUCUAGAGUGUUUGGGUCAUUUUGUCGGUGAUGACAAACUUAAACCUCAUACAGACAAGGUUAAAGCGAUAGAAGAAGCUCCACGACCAGUUACAAAGAAACAGGUAAGGUCUUUUCUUGGAUUAGUUGGGUUUUACAGGAAGUUUAUUCCAAACUUCUCCUGUAUUGCACUUCCACUUACUGAUCUGACGAAGAAAGGACAGCCUAGUACUGUUGUUUGGGAAAAUGCACAGGAGAAUGCAUUUCACUCUUUAAGGUGUGCUUUAGUUAGGUUUCCUAUAUUGAAAUUACCAGAUUUCACUCAGAUUUUUGUUCUGAUGACUGAUGCAUCAGAUAGAGGGAUUGGGGCAGUACUGAUGCAGUAUCAAGAGAACUCCAAGAUGCCUAUUGCAUAUGCAAGUAGGAAACUUAAGAAGAGUGAAGUGGCUUAUUCCACUAUUGAAAAAGAGUGUUUAGCCAUCGUUUGGGCUGUGCAGAAAUUUCAGAGGUAUUUAUACGGUAGAGAAUUUAUACUUGAGACUGACCACCAGCCACUUACUUAUCUUAAUAAGAAGAAAGUAGAGAAUGCUAGACUUAUGAGGUGGGCAUUAGCUCUACAGCCUUACAGAUUUAGAAUUGUAGCAGUUAAAGGUAUAGAUAAUGUGGGUGCAGAUUAUCUCAGUAGAGUUUAG
Molecule: messenger RNA, 4332 nt
Organism: Mytilus californianus (California mussel)
Lineage: Eukaryota; Metazoa; Mollusca; Bivalvia; Mytilida; Mytilidae
Exons: 1
Coding region: 1-4332 (1443 amino acids)
Biological process (GO): DNA integration
Molecular function (GO): nucleic acid binding; zinc ion binding
Source: RefSeq, a predicted model, not a curated record